AUACUUUUACUUAAUUGUGUUUAUAAUGAUUGUAGGGAUGAGACGAGCACGUAGAAAAUGAGAUUGUUCCAUCGAUAAAUGGCAAACGAUAUAUCGUUAUGCAACUCGGGUCGUCCUUGAGCUGAGCUAGUGGUAGUGGGUGACCCGAGAUGAAUCUUCUUCUGAUACCCAGUGUUGAUCGCAACUGCAGAUAAGCUCGCCAUGCAUUCUAUGAGACCGCUGUUUGUAGUGUUUACUUUCCUUAUUGGCGCCUUUUGCCAGUUUCACGGAAACGAUUAUUAUAAUCAAAGACAGAACAGGCAAAGUUCUGGAAUUUGUCCGCAACCCAAUGGCACGUUUCCAACUGGCACAUGCGAUGGUUACAUUAAGUGUGUAAAUGGGGUACCUGAAGAAAAACUAUGCCCCGAUGGUCUUCUAUUCAACGCAGCCUCUGGGCCUCAAGCCUACCCUUGUCAGUAUCCUCUAGACGUUGAUUGUACCGGCAGGGAACAAAUUCAACCAGCCCAGCCUACAGAAGACUGUCCCCACCAAUACGGCUACUACAAACUGGGUGACCAAAACAAUUGUGGUCAAUUCAAGAAUUGCGUAGACGGUAGGGGUUUUGUCUUUGAUUGUCCCGAAGGAUUGGCCUGGAAUAGUGAGACCUAUAGAUGUGACUGGCCUGACCAAGUGUCAGAUUGUAAUGCUGAAGCAUAUCUGGGCUUUACUUGUCCACCUGAUGCCAGACAGUUCGGUUUUGGUCAGGAAGAAUAUCGAUUCUUCCGGUCUCCGAACGACUGUCAACAUUACUACAUUUGCAUUGAAGGAAAGCCCAGACUGUACAAUUGCGGGGAGGGGAGGGCUUUCAAUGAUAUCAUUAGCGCGUGCGACGGAGCGGAAAACGUCACGGGCUGCGCCCCCUUAAAUCAAGGCCCCCCCGGGAGAUUCUCCAACCAAAACGCUUACGACAAAUUCAACAGGUUCUAAGAGGAAGUGUAAAAGAAUAAAAUAAGAAA
This is a messenger RNA of Sitophilus oryzae (rice weevil), 995 nucleotides long. RefSeq names its product protein obstructor-E-like (gene Cpap3-e). Bases 202 to 966 code for a protein of 254 amino acids. The transcript has 5 exons. Gene Ontology annotation, cellular component: extracellular region. The record is from RefSeq and is a predicted model, not a curated record. Gene Ontology annotation, molecular function: chitin binding. NCBI's taxonomy places the organism in Eukaryota, Metazoa, Arthropoda, Insecta, Coleoptera, Curculionidae.